Molecule: messenger RNA, 3373 nt
Organism: Aphis gossypii (cotton aphid)
Lineage: Eukaryota; Metazoa; Arthropoda; Insecta; Hemiptera; Aphididae
Product: H(+)/Cl(-) exchange transporter 7-like
Exons: 16
Coding region: 689-2929 (746 amino acids)
Biological process (GO): transmembrane transport; chloride transport
Cellular component (GO): intracellular membrane-bounded organelle; lysosomal membrane
Molecular function (GO): voltage-gated chloride channel activity
Source: RefSeq, a predicted model, not a curated record
UGUGAACAUGCUCAUAACAUAACAAUAUAGUAGAUAAAUAUUUAUUCAUUCAUACAUACUGUUAGCCAUAAGUUUUUGCUCCACAACAUAGAUUUUUGAUGAAAUAUUUAAUGAACGAUUCUACAUCUAACCAACCUUAAAUUCUUACUAGUGUGGGUGGACUUUGAAAAAGUCUUACAAUUUCCAAAGUUUUCCAAAUGUUUCCAAAGUAUAAUUAAUGGUAAAAUGUUAUUCAAAUAUUCAAAUUAGAGGAUUUUGUCUUUAUAAGAACUCAAUUUGCCUAAACUACUUUAUUAAUUAUUAUUAUCUUAAUUAGGCAAAAAUAUUUUAUUACUUAAAACCUGGGGUCAUAUUAAACGAUUGUUUAGUUUUAAGUUAAUAUGUGUACAGAGUGUCUUAUUAUUAUUAAGUGUUUUUCAAGUGGUAUAUAGGUGAUAAAAAUAUUAGUUAGUAUUAUAACUUAUUCUCCCACCAAAAACUUUUAUUUACACCCUGUCCAAUAUUUGUUUACUAGUUUAGGUAUAUAUUUAUUAUUAUAUUAUAUAAUAUAGGUAGUUCUUGAGUGUUAUUGAAUGUUAAUUUACCUAUCUAAUUUAUUUCACGUUAGUUAUUUUAGCUUUCAUUAACUCCAUACCUAUACUGAUUAAUAAGUCGAUGUGCAACUAAAUGGUUACAUAAAUAGUAUAUAAUGUAUCAGUCAAUUGAUUUUAAAGGGUAUGAUUUAUCGAAUGAAAGGGAAGAAAUUGUGCCUAUUGGAUCCUUGAAUCAUCUAUCAACAAAAUAUGAGAGCUUGGAUUAUGAAGUCAUCGAAAAUGAGUUAUACCGUGAAGAAGAACAGAAAAAAGGUUAUAGAUAUGUUGUACAAAAAGAUUUUUCUAGAUGGAUGACAUUUUUUUGGAUUGGGGUAACAGUUGCCUUUAUUGGAAUAAUAAUUUUUGUUUCAAUUGAAAUUGGAACUACUUUUAAGUUCAACAUGAUCAAAAAAUACUUUGAUGAUUGUACAGAAAAGGAUUGUAUAGUUAAACCUUAUUUAGUGGCCCUUGUACUAAACUUAAUUCCAUCAUUAAUUGGGUCGUGUCUUAUAGUUUAUGUUGAACCUAUGGCUAAAGGUUCUGGUAUCCCGGCUGUGAAAUGUUUUUUAAAUGGAAUCAAAGUACCUAGGUUGAUUAGACUAAAGACAUUGGCUGUCAAAGUGAUUGGUGUCAUUACUGUUGCACUUGGUGGUUUGUGGGGUGGUAAAGAGGGACCUAUGAUUCAUGCAGGAUCUAUAGUAGCUGCAGGAAUUUCUCAAGGAAAAAGUACAACUUUCAAUAAAGAUUUGGGUGCAUUGAAUUUUUUUAGAGAAGACCAUGAAAAAAGAGAUUUUGUAUCUGGAGGCGCUGCAGCAGGUAUAGCUGCUGCUUUUGGUGCUCCAGUAGGUGGUUUGCUAUUCAGUUUAGAAGAGGGUGCUAGUUUCUGGAAUCAAGCACUUACAUGGCGAAUAUUUUUUGGAUCUAUGAUUUCAAUGUUCACAUUACAUUCUGUUUUAAGUGCUUAUCAUGGACAUCCAGGUGACCUUACAUACAAGGGUUUAUUAAAUUUUGGAAAUUUUGAUGAUUUAUCAUAUCAUAUACUCGACAUUCCAAUAUUUGUACUUAUGGGUAUAAUUGGCGGCUUGACAGGAGCAUUGUUUUGUCAUUUAAAUCUCCAAUUAUUUAAAUUUAGAAAAAGAUAUGUUAAUAAGAACUGGAAAAAAGUCUUAGAAGUUUUAAUUGUAUGUUUGACUACAGUGACUAUCAGUUUUUUACUCAUUUUAUUUAAUACUGAUUGUAAAAAAUUAGGACUUGAUCCAACAGAUCAUCCUAUUCAGUUUGGAUGCAACGAUGGUGAAUUUAACGCUAUGGCUGCUUUAUGGUUUCAGCUUUUAGAGGGGACGGUACGAUCAUUGUUUCACGAUACUCCUGAUGUUUUUAAUACAACUACAAUAAUUUACUUUGGUAUUUUUGCCUAUUUCAUAACUUUGUGGACUUACGGAGUGCAUUUUAGUGGUGGUGUGUUAAUACCUGGACUAUGUACUGGAGCAGCAUGGGGACGGCUUGUUGGACGAACAAUAUUUCAUUUUUUUCCAAAUACAAAUAUAGGUAUUUAUUCCUUGAUUGGUGCUGCAUCACAAUUGGGCGGAAUUACAAGAAUGACAAUUAGUUUGACAAUUAUUCUAGUAGAAGCUACUGGAAGCAUAACAUUUGGCUUACCACUUAUGAUAUGUUUAAUGACUGCCAAGUGGGUUGGUGAUUUUUUUUCUGAAAGCAUAUAUGAUACACAAAUUGAGUUAAGCGGUAUGCCAUUAUUAGCUUGGGAUCCUCCCCCAUUAUCUUCUAAUAUUUAUGCUGACAAUUUAAUGACACAUCCAGUUAUUACAUUUAAGACUAAAGAAUCAGUUGGAAACAUUGUAAAAACAUUAAAAAAAUAUUCCCAUAAUGGUUUUCCAGUAAUUGAAUACGUACAGAAUUAUGAAUUAGAUGAAGGAAAAACUAAAUGUUAUCUGCGUGGUUUAAUAUUACGAUCACAACUAAUUGUACUUUUGGAGAACAAAGUUUUCGAUGGACCACUGACUAAUUAUUGGGACUCUAUUACAAUGGAAACUUUUAGAGAAGACUAUCCUAGAUAUUCAAGUAUUGAAGAUAUUGAACUACUGCAAAAUGACCUAAAACUAACAAUAGAUUUAUCGCGGUUCAUGAAUCCAUCACCAUAUAUUGUUCAACAUACAAUGUCAUUGCCACGUAUUUUUAAAUUAUUCAGAGCUAUGGGACUUCGACAUAUAGUUGUUGUGAAUGAUUCAAAUGAAGUUGCUGGGAUUGUGACACGUAAAGAUUUAGCUCGAUAUAAAGUUAUUAGACACAUGGGUAAAAUCAGUGUAACAGAACUAAAGUUUUCAAGCAAAAUGGAGUAGGUAAAUAAUUAUCCUAAAGAAAUUAACAUUAAUUUUAUUGAUUUUUUAAAAAAAAUUGCUUUAAAACAUUGGUAUAUCUGUUAUAAAGUUAUAAAUGGCAUUUUUACAAUGAGUUAUAUUUAUAUAAUGUAUCUAUAGGUAUAUAGGUAUUUAUUAUUUAUAUUGUCAUAAUGAUUUAAUUAAAAUUCUUAAAAAUAUUAAAAAAUAAAAUUGUUAAAUGUGAGUUUUAAACCUAAGAGGCUAAGAACAACAAUAUUGAAGAUCAACCUUUCUUCCAAAUUUAAUUUUUGAAUGAAAUAUUAUAUUUGUAUGUUGUUUUAUUAUUAUGAAAUUAUGCAGGACAGAUAUUUGUAAACAAUCUUUGAAUUAUUAGUUAUUUAAAUAUUAUGUACUUGUACUGACUUGUAAUAUUGUAAAAAUAAAACAUGAUGAUAUACCCAUCAA